Messenger RNA from Suillus bovinus, 1683 nucleotides. RefSeq names its product N-acetylglucosaminyl transferase component-domain-containing protein. NCBI's taxonomy places the organism in Eukaryota, Fungi, Basidiomycota, Agaricomycetes, Boletales, Suillaceae. Gene Ontology annotation, biological process: GPI anchor biosynthetic process. The transcript has 13 exons. Bases 1 to 1683 code for a protein of 560 amino acids. Gene Ontology annotation, cellular component: membrane; endoplasmic reticulum. The record is from RefSeq and is a predicted model, not a curated record.
AUGUCAUCCAUUUUCUGGCCAUGUGAUGUCUCAAGGAGCGGGUUCUGCUAUGGGUGGGAUCAUCCUGUAUUGUGUGUAGCAGGUGUACUAGAGGUUGAGGAGGACUUCUAUGCAGAAGCUCUACUCCAACGUGUCGUUCGUUCAGCGGAGACACAAGCCCUGAUUAAAAUUUGUGGUGCUCCACGGGUUCUCGGACGUUGUGUAUUCAGUUCCUUCGCGAGGUCAUCAUACCCCCAACCGGAUGUCGACAUGUUCUGCGGUCCCUCAGGGGCAUAUUCCGCUACAUACAUAUACUACCAUCGUCACGAUGCAAAUUCUUUGCGGUUUUAUGGCAUGGGCUCGAAUGGAACACGCCUUUUCGAUCUUCAGGAUGAGGUUUUGCGUUCGAGCUUGAAGCAUGGUUUUCCGCAUACCACAUCGUCGCGAAGCGCAUCAAAUACAGGGCAGAUUCUCGUUAAUCAAUGGAACUCUGCAAAGUCUCUCGAGCAGUUCAUAGAGCACGAGCAACGUGGUCAGACUACCGCCGUCCAAGGGCCCAGCACUCGAUUUCAAGGGACCUCAAAUUUUACGGCUAUCUAUAAGAAAUUCCAAUGUACAAUCGACGGAAUCGAAAAUUCAACAAAUCUUUUCUGGCGUGUCGCGUCCUUUGCCUUCGUCUAUUCAAGAGAAUUUAGCAUCAUCGAAUCUAGGGCGAAGAAAUUGCGUCGCUUGCUCCGGGGCGUGCAACCUGUUUCAAACGGGGACGUGAGACUCAAGUCUUCUCAGUUUUACAAUACCCUUUGGAUCAUCUUGAAUGAUCUUAUCAUUGGGAUUGCGCUUCGUCAAUUUUUACGGCAGGACCGUCAGGCUUUUCUGCACCUUUUCAAGCUUGUCUUUGAGGAAAAGGCCGUGCAUAAAAUACAACAGAUCCUUUUAUGGCUCGAUUGUUGGCCUGCAGGCCUCAAACUGAAUACAGAACUCAGCCGAUUCUACUCGCACAGCUUUAUGGGGCUGAUUGCACUUUGGAACAGAGGCUUCCGAACCGUCAUACCUAUCAUUCCUAUGUUAUUGAGUGCGCUUGAGCUGGGGAGUGCAUUUGGGGUGACAAUGGCGUUUGCCAUGGUAUGUGAUCUUGUCUGCGUCUUUAUGGCACAUGUACAAUUGUGCUAUUUGGUCUCGGUGACUGUGUAUGGUCAUUUGUUACGCUUGACGGCAUCACUCUGGAAUCUUUUUCGAGGACGACGACAUAACGUGCUAAGGAAUCGGACGGAUCCUUGGGACUACGAUGUCGACCAGCUACUUUUGGGAACUAUUCUCUUCACACUAAUCGCUUAUCUUUUCCCUACCGUUCUGGUGUACUACAUUUUGUUCGCUGCUAUGCGUGUCUCGACUAUUUUAGUCUAUGCGAGUUUGGAGACGGCGCUUGCAUUUAUGAAUUAUUUUCCACUCUUUGCAUUAAUGCUUAGAGUCAAAGAUCCGCAGCGAUCACCUGGCGGAUUUUAUAUGAGAGUGGAACCAACCAAGGGCGGAAAUGGCGGAAAUGUUUUCGUCAAGAGCCACCCACUGCCUCUUGCUGUCACUUUUAGCCAGUAUGACAGUCGAACUAUGGAAGCGAUUGGCGAAGCAUUAUCAUCCAUUUCGUCUCGUGUGGUGUGUUGUGUCGGGUCGAGUUCUCGAUACCAUCCCGAGAACACAUGUCCAUAG